AUGAGUGGCCCUGCGACUAGAUUCAUUGAUGACUGGGAAGGUGAGAGCGAUCAUUUUUGUUCUUUCCCAAUUACUUAAUAAUCGUAACUUCCCAAAGUUUUUUCGACGGUUGGAAAAUAUCUCAAUUUCCCUUGGGGAUGCUCCACUGACUACUCUCGAGAUUGAAAUUAGAGUCGUCUUUUUGUUUCUAUUUGAUAGCAACGAUAUCAAGAAAAACAAGAAGCGUAGGCUAGGGAAGGAGAAGACAUUGUUGCGUUCUCUUGAGAAAGUACAGUUUUCCUUCCCCUCUGAACUCCGAUCGGCACAGACUCCGUUUUCAGCGCCCAGAUGCAACAACUGCAUCCAGUGCGCGCGACACGAGAACUGCGGCAUCUGCGAGCCGUGCCAGGCCGGCAAGCUGUGUCUGCAGCGGCGCUGUCUUCGUCUCGAGCCCCGUCCGUCUCUCUUAUCUAAUCUCACCUUUCCAACUGUUUUCAGCAGCCAAACGCAGCGAGGAACGCUCCAGUGACGGUUUUUUCCACUUUCUGCAUGUCUCCGAAUCGCUCCUUUUUAUUAUUAUUUUUUGUCAAAAGAAGUUCAUCGUUAUGUGAAUUUCGGCUAUUUUCGUGAGACAAUUUUUGAAGGUCAAAAAGUAAAUAUUCCAUAGUCGUUAAUCUUGCAACUGAAACCAAAAGUUUUUAGCCAGCCUUAUUCAAAACAGAAUGUGAUUUCUCAAGCAAAAAAUACCAGAGAGGAAAGCGGUGGACUUUUCGAAAGACUCGGAUCUCGGGGCGAAAAAACGUCGAGGGCGGAAAAAGGGCUCGACGAAGGCCGCCAUGGUAACUUUCAGGCGAUCUUCUGCCAAUUCAAAAAUCUUUCAGCAGGCGGCAGCGGCUGCAGCAGAAGCUGCCCCGACGACGGGUCGCGUCAAACAUCCGCGAAGCCAAUAUCUCAGUCAGUUUUCAUUCAUUUUCUAUCACUCUUCUAGAAAUUUACACUAAAUUAGAUAUUAGAGACUCGAAGUAGUCAAAUUUUCAUUAUUUCAAACAAAAAUUUUAACUCAAUUAUCGAGCUGUAAAUUUUUAUAUUCCAAAUCAUUCAAGUACGACAAUAUUUAGUCGACGGCUCUGAAAAAAAAGAAUGACAAAAGUUUCAUAGGAUGAAAAAAAGUGAUGUCGCUCUAAGCCGCGACUAUUCCAUCUUCAUAAAGAAAAAAUUUUUUAAGAAGAUUUCCAAUGGCUAAGAAAAAGAUUGCGCGAAUAGCGGGCGUCUAUACAGUUUUUGUUUUGGAAGCUAGCUGUGAAUAGGCUACAAACUCAGAUCUGCGGAUCCAGUGUUCCCAGUCACGGCGAUGUCUCAAGUAGUAAUUGCAGUUAUGGCGGAAGCAACGAAGAAAAGACGGGACUUGAGCACGAAAGGAGACAACAAGCCGCGGGCCUGUCUCGGCCUCGAAUGCAUCAACUCCGCAAGAAAGAACAGCAAGUACUGCAGCGACGAGUGCGGCGUUUCCGUCGCUGAGGUUCCCUCUAGCCGUGUCCCGAGGAACCUUUUGUCCUUUUAGGCCCGACUGCUGGAGAUUCUUCCGCGUCAUGCCGAUUCUCUGUUUCAGGAGAAACAGGAGACUGUGGAUGUGGGAUUUUCUUCUCUUUUCUUUUUCAGUGCGCUGGAAAUUAUUAACAGAGGCUUCGUUUUUUGUUUUACCACAACAAAUUUUUCCCGAAGGUAGAUUCGGAUCGACCAAUAUUUUUUUCAAAUUUGACUUCUUAUGAUUAUCAAUCCUCAAAUUAUUCAUGGACCCAGUAUUCGAUUCUGCUAGAGCCGUUUAUUUGUGCCUAUGAAUAAUUCAUUAUGAAUAUAAGAUAAAGGGAGUAAAGUUUUUGAAAAUCUCUGAAGCAGUUGUAUGCUCGUCUAAUUUUCUUUGAUGAAACGAAAAUGUUGCAGAGUUUGGCCGCAGACGCGCACGCUCUGAUCAAAAAAGGGUUCGAUGACAUGGCCAUUCACGAGAAAAAGCUGAUCGGUUUCCAAGAGAAGAUUAAAAACUACAUCCAGGUGCGCGAAGAGUUUUGAAUGAUACGUAAGAUUGUGUCUGACACAAGGCUUGUUAAUGAACGGUCAAUAAAUGCAGUACUCUGGUGUCAUAAAUCCUUUUUUGAGUCACUGCUUUUCGAAGGUGGGAAAUGUCAGGUUUUCACAGUAACCCGUGAAAUAAACGUUUUUUUUUUAGCGUUUUUGUGUUUCUCACUCUUGCAUCUUUUGCAGACAAUAUCGAAAGUCGACGUCGAACAGACGAAAGAUGCGCCAGAUCCAGAAGCGACGGAUCCAGUAGUUUUCGUCCCCUUUUGCCCGUAUAACUGGAUCUUGCAGGUGUUCAGUUGCAUGGUUUGCGGGUCGACGGACAUUUCUUUGAGACGUUAUCCCAAACACGUCAACGACUGCUACGAAAGAUCAGAACGCGCCGUUUCCUACGGCACGACAGAGGUCUCACUUCCCUCUCUUCUUCGUCUUCAUUUCCUCUUUCAGAAAACCGAAAGCCUCACGAACAUAUACUGCGAGGUGUACGACAAGAAGCAGAAAACCUAUUGUAAGAGGUUCAAGUCGAUUUGUCCUGAACACUCGCGGAAGACGUUCGAGUCGAUGCUCAAGGUAUGCUAGCCGUUCAAUUCUAGUCGGAGAUGAUCAUUUCCAGGUUUGCGGGUUCCCUUUAAAAUGGGAAGACAAUCAAUCAAUAAGGAUAGAUGAACUUGUCAAUUCGGAAGAGUCCGUAUAUUUUUAACUAUUUUUAAUCAGUUGUUUUUCAGUCCUUUCGGUCAAGAUUGCUGUAGAGCAGAACAGAAAUGCUCCAAGCACCAUAAAUGGUUGAGGGUAGUUAUUUCGACACUCGAAAACCUUUUUUAGUUCUAUUUUUAGACUUUGUUCGGAGUCGCUGAGGCAGAAUUAGCACUUUGUCUCUACAAAUACUUUGAGGUAACGCAAAUAAAUGCGACAGAUCCGCUGAAAAUGUCUUUUUGAGCUUCGAAUGGAAGCGCAGUCGAUGUGGUACAACCAGCAGUGGCACAGCAACGUCAUAAAUCUCCUCACUAGCAAAGGUCAUAUCUUCCUCCAAUGUAGAUUACAAUCUCAAUCAAGUUUUUUUACUCUUUUGAGUAUAUUGUUUUCUACUCGAGAUUUUUGUUAUUGGUGAAAUUGAAAAGAAAUAUGGGAAUUCUGGUAUUCUGGUGUAACCAAUAAGAACUUUGAAUAUCGUCAUCAGGUAUAUUUUCCACAAGAAGAUUUGUUUUACUUGGAACUUUAGGGGUUAAUGAAACUUAGCAAAAACCUUCCUGUGAUGUACUUUCCGAGAAGAAUCGUCCCAAAAUUCCAUUCUCUCGCAGAUUAUUCAGUAAAAAUUGUUUUUGAAGCUAUUUUCUUAUCUUAUAAAUUCGAGAAAUGGGCAGGUUGAGACUCUUAAGACAUUCUUAUAUCGUAAAAAAAAACGAGAGCAUUGGCCGGCUAGUGCAGAUUCUGUUAUGGAAAUCUUCAAACCAGCUUCCGAGUGGCAUAAUUUUUUUUGGUUUAGUCCAUUAUUAUUUCUUUCCUUAGCUUCGAUUCAUGUUCUGAGUUAGUUAAUCUACAAAUACUUCAAAUACUUCCGGAAUACAGUGCGACUUUCUCGUUUUUAGCCGGCAAGCCGACGGCGACAGUGCAGAAUUCCCUGGAAGCCACGAACUGA
Caenorhabditis auriculariae is the source of this 3688-nucleotide messenger RNA. NCBI's taxonomy places the organism in Eukaryota, Metazoa, Nematoda, Chromadorea, Rhabditida, Rhabditidae. The record is from the annotation of a GenBank genome assembly.